AGCGUUAGCUGUGCGGCUCAGACCCCGCCAUGGCCAAAGUCGGGGAGGACGACGCGGCGGCCGCGGCCGCGGCCGCGAGCGCCAAGAAGCUGCCGCUGCUGGCGGAGGAAGCGGACCCUGAGCGCACCAGGAACUCGCCCUUCACCGGCGGCGAUGGCCGGCCUUCGGAGCCCGAGCGAAUCCAAAUCCUGGUGCAGCAGGCGCCGCCCCCUCCCGCGAACCUGGCACCCAGCAGCCUGACCCGGUCCCUUCUGCACUCGGCAGUGCACUCGGUGGCCGCCGGCGCCCCAAGCGGCGCGGAGGACGCCGCCCUGGCCGGGCUGAGCUCCGCGGAGGCGGCGCAGCGGCUGCUGCAGCACGGGCGCAACGAGAUCCCCGAGCAUGUGGAGCCCUGGUACAUCAUGCUGGGCAAGCAGUUCGUGGGCAUGAUGCCCUUCAUGCUCAUCGUCGCGGCGCUUCUCUCCGCCAUUACUGAGGACUGGGCCGACUUCGUGGUCAUCGCGCUGAUGCUGCUUGUGAAUGCCCUCAUCGGCUUCCAUGAGGAGUUCAAGGCCCGGCAGUCCCUGGACGCCCUGAAGGCCCAGAUGACCGCCACCGUGCCGGUGAAGCGCGAUGGGGAGAUGGUCAUCAUCCCCGUGGCGGAGCUUGUCCCUGGGGACGUGAUCUUCCUGCGUGGGGGGAACAUCGUGCCGGCAGACUGCGAGUUUUUGGAGGGGGACGAGAUGUUGGUGGACACCGCCGCCCUCACCGGGGAGCCGCUGCCUCGCAAGAUCCCGCGCCCCGACCGAGCGGAGGAGCCCCCAGGCGCAGGAAAGCUGCUGCUCAGCGGGUGCAUUGUGAAGCAAGGGGAAGCCCAUUGCGAGGUCAAGGAGACGGGCCUCAACACGGAGAUCGGCCAGGCGGCCGGCCUGGUGGCGGAGGCCUCCGGGCACCAGCCGGGCAUGUUCGAGACCAAGAUCAUGCAGGUGGUGCAUGCGGUGAUUCUGCUGGCGCUGGUGGACGCCGGGGUGGUGCUCUACAUUGACGUGGCCCACCGCGGCACCAAGUUCUCCAAAGCGCUGCUCAACGUGCUGGCGCUGGUCAUCGGGGCGGUGCCCAUCGCACUGCCCCUGGUGAUGCAGGUGACCAUGGCCAUCGGCGCCGCCUCGAUGGCGAAGCGCCAGGCCAUCGUCACCCACCUCACCGCCCUUCAGGAGAUCGCCUCCAUGACGGUGUUGUGCAGCGACAAGACGGGCACGCUGACGACUGCGGACAUGCGGGUUCUGCCGCACCGCACCUGGACCUCCAAGAUCUCCCGGGAUGACGCGCUGCUCUACGCCUGCCUCGCCUCGAACCCCGCGAACAAGGAGGACCCCAUCGACAAGGCGGUGCUGGGCAGUGGGCACGAGCACUUCGGAGAGGAGGAGGCGGAGAAGAUGAUGGCCUUGUACAAGAAGAGCAAGUUCGUGGGCUUCAACCCCACGGUGAAGCGCACCGUGGUCUACUGCGAGCACGCGGAGAAGGGCAAGCUGAAGAUCUCCAAGGGCCUGAUGGACAAGGUCCUCAUCACCGGGGACGACGGCGGCGACUGCUGGGAGUGCCAAGACGCGGAGAAGCUCAAAGACGAGCUCAAGGAGGUGGACCUUCGCUUCUCCAGCCAAGGCUACAAGACCGUGGGUUUGGCGGUGGGCCACAACGACGGGCCUAUGCACUUCUCGGCCAUCAUCCCCAUGUUGGACCCACCGAGGGGCGACACCAAGCUCACCAUCUUCCGGAUCCGCGAAGCCGGCAUCAAUGUGAAGAUGAUCACCGGGGACCACCUGAACAUCGCGGUGGAGACCUCCCGGUUGAUCGGCCUCGGCACCAAUGUGCUCCCCGCCACGGAUCUCUGGCCCGCCUCGGCCACCCGGGACGAGACCAUUGCAACCUCGGACGGCUUCGCGCAGGUGUUGCCCAAGGACAAGCGCGAGGUGAUCCUGGUGCUGCAGAACCGCGGCCUCGUGGUGGGCAUGACCGGCGACGGCGUGAACGACGCCCCGGCCCUGGCCCAGGCCCAGAUCGGCAUCGCCGUGGACGGCGCCACCGAGGCCGCCCGCAGCGCGGCGGACAUCAUCUUGACGUCCCCCGGGCUGUCGGCGAUUUUCGACGCGGUGGUGGAAAGCCGGAAGAUCUUCGCGCGCCUGAGGUCCUAUGUGCUCUACCGCAUCGCAGCCACCAUCCAGAUUGUGCUGGUGCUAUCUAUCCUCAUCUACGCCUACAAUGACACCAUGCCGGCAAUCUACGUAAUCCUGUUGGCGCUGGUGAACGACGUCACCAUGUUGCCGGUGGCUUCGGACAAUGCCUCGCCAUCCGAGCUGCCGGAGAUCCCGUCCAUGCCCUCCAUUCUGCUGGCCUCCUUUCUCUAUGGUUUCAUCGGCACGGCGCAGACCAUGGGCCUGUACAUGUCGGACCUGCUCCAAGGCGAUGGGUCCGACGAGUACCGCAUGGCCGUGACCUAUGUGCAGAUGUCCAUCGCCGUGGAGCUGUACAUCUUCUCCUGCCGCACGCCCAUCUACGUGCUGAACAUCUUCCGUCCCGACACCUGGCCUUCCUUGCUGCUGGUGCUCUGCGUGAUGGGGGGGAACAUCCUGGUGUCGUUGCUGGCCGGGUUCGGGGACACCUUGAAGGUGGUGCACAAAGUCGAAUGGGUCGACAUCGCUUGGAUUUGGGCGUACGACCUGGCGGGGCUUUUGGUGAUCGACCUGCUGAAGCGCUUCCUCAACGUGGUGGGCGCAGAUUGGAUGUCCGCCGGCGCGGGGGGGGAGGUGUUGGGCUACCCGGAGCUCCCGGAUGAGUUCCACGGCGCCAGCCACCGGUCCACGCUGUUGCACUCCCGCGUCAGCGCCAGGAGCAUGCUGCAUCACCACAGCCGCGUCUCCACCAUUUCUCAGGGCCCGCACGGGGCGCUGGGGCUUCCGAAGCCCACGGGAUCCACGCUGCCCUUCCCCCACAACCUGCGGGCGCAAGCGCUGCGGAACCUGCACUCCUUCUGAGGCGGCUCCUUCGCAGGCGGCUUCUGGCUUCGUGCGGAUUUUGUGGUUGCCAAUGCUGGGAACGAACGGUUCCACAGCACUGACCAAGGCACGUUCCCAUUGUCAAGGGCGAAUGCCAUGAAUCUCUGU
This is a messenger RNA of Effrenium voratum, 3140 nucleotides long. Lineage: Eukaryota; Dinophyceae; Suessiales; Symbiodiniaceae. The record is from the annotation of a GenBank genome assembly.